CAGAUAUUGUAUGCUACAGUACAGCCACAAUCACACUAAAAUUUUUAGUUGCAAUUUUUGCAGUGCGAAAGUUGCUGCUGGCUACAUUAGAUGUUUAGCCUUUAGCCAAUAGCGCGUACAAGACUGCGAUCGAGACAUCGGAAGACUAUACUGAGUUUAAGCAUGGAUGGCGAUCUAACUGGUGUAUGUGGGCUGCUGGAAGUUUACCACACACCAAAAUGAAAUAGGGCGCACGAAGAGACAAAUGGACACCGGUAUAUGCCAGCGCCGGGAUAUCGUCCCUUUCUGGUUUUGAUAUUCCUGAUCAGAAAGUGCUUGUUUUGGCGGUUUGAUUUAUGGCGGGAACGACAAUCAUAUUAACAGUAAACUGCAUAUAUCCGUAAUUGGAGAACUGUGCAAAAAUGGUUCGAAUGUGCAGCGAUGUUUUUUGGAACGGGACGAAAGCGUGGUAUGUGGAGCAUCCAGAUUUUACGCACUGCUUCGAACAGAUCGCCUUAGUCGGCAUACCCUGCCUGUUUUUAUGGCUGUGCAUACCGGUGGAGGUUUACAAGGUUAUAACGGAAAAUGCCCGACUUGGACGAUGGACGAAAAUGACAAUUGCAAAAAUGGGUUUGUGUAUAAUUCUGGUCAUCCUGGAAUUGAUGGAUCUCGGCUAUGCGGCCCAAGUUUUGGUGCAUUUUGGCACGGAAUCACUGCCGGCAGUCAAUAUUAUAUCGCCAUUGAUACAAGUUUUUACCUUUCUACUGGCCAUGGUUUACAUCGAUCUUGACAGACGGAAGGGACGAAUUUCCAAUGCCAUCCUGUUUGUCUUCUGGCUCUUAUUAGCCGUAGCCGGCAUUAUUAUCCUACGGAGUAAAGUGUUGCGUGUGUCUGGAAAAGAGCCGCAAAGUCCUGACGAUGUCUUCGGUCUGUUCACAUACGAAGUAUUUUUUCCCAUCGUCGUCAUUCAGCUUAUUCUAUCAGCAUUCGCCGAUAAUUACCCGGAAAGAUUCGAAAACUGGACCAAGAAUCCCUCGCCUGAACAAAGCGCUUCCUUCCUCAACAAGGCAUUUUCUCACUGGAUUACUGAAUUGAUGAGGACUGCGUGGAAACGACAGUUAUUAAAAGACGAUAUUUGGGAUUUGUUACCGGAAGAACGCACCGAAUAUCUGGACAAUGAACUGACCAAGGCGUGGCGCAAACAGAUCACUUCGGCUACCGGAGAAGAAAUAUAUUACAGCGAUGCACAGUCGGAAGCCAGUGGUCACACCGUCAGCACCAACCGUCGUCGUGCCAACUUGACCAACUCAUCGGGCGGUCGCACUAAGACGCCUUCGCUAGUAUCCGCUCUCUACAAGACAUCCUGGCCGCUCUUCUGGAAAUCGGCUUUCUUCAAGGUCAUCCACGAUGGCAUUAUGGUCCUCGUUCCGCUGCUAGUCGGUCAGAUUAUCCAGUUUGCUGCCACUCCAGCGGUAUGGUCGUGGAAGGGUUAUGUGCUGGCCACCAUCUUGUUCCUGAUGGUGGCGGUGCAGAGCAUCGCUUUCGGGAUGAUGAAUAUCUCCACGAGUCGCUGCGGUAUGCGGAUUCGUUCAGCUUUAUCCGCGAUGAUCUACAGAAAGGCGUUGUUUCUGGCUAAUUCAUCCAAGCGCCAGUACCGUGUCGGGGAUGCCUGCAACAUGUUAACAGCCGACACACAACGCAUCUCCGAUUUCCUCUACUAUCACCAUUAUGUCUGGAUUACGCCGGUGACUGCCAUGGUGAUGAUGUACUUCCUGUGGCAGUAUGUUGGUGUGGCUUCCUUGGCUGGAUUUUUCACAUUGAUCUUUAUCGUCCUUCUGAAUUUUAUCGUUGUGGCCAGAGCGAAGAAAUUUGAAGUGUCCGCUGUUAAACAAAAAGACGGCCGUGUACGCCGUAUCAAUGAGAUUUUCAACGGAAUUAAAAUUUUGAAGAUGUACGCGUGGGAACCGCAAUUUCAGGAUCAGAUCAUACAGGCUCGAGAGGACGAGUUGUUUUCGCUGAAAAAAGCCGGCUACUUGACUACAAUCAACCAUGCCCUUAUGUUGGUGUCCUCACCGCUCGCGGCACUGGCAACCUACGCAACAUAUGUCUACGUUUCCGGCUAUCGACUGACACCUAAAACCGGUUUUGUAACGCUCCUGUUUUUGUUCAGUCUGAGGCACUCCUUGUACCUUUUACCCAUUGGUACCACACUGCUCAUUCAGGCGAAAAUAGCGUGCAACCGUCUGCGUGACUUCUUCCUGGCACGCGAGCUUGACCCUAGCAGCGUGGACCGCUUCCCACGGUCGGAAAGUCCGCACAGCUCUGUUAUGAUGAUUGUCGGAGGGAAUUUCUCGUGGAACAGUCGCAGCGCUACGGGCCAGGCACUCACGCUAAAGAACCUGAACAUCGAUGUUAAACAGGGACAACUGUUUGCCUUGGUCGGAGCCGUUGGCAGCGGAAAGUCGUCGUUUUUGGCGGCCUGUCUGGGUUUGAUGGAGCGCAUUUCCGGUCACGUGACCAUCCGCGGUUCGGUGGCCUACGUCACACAGCAAGCUUGGAACCAGAACAUGACCAUGCGGGAUAACAUCCUCUUCGGCCGACCUUUCGAUGAAGAAAAGUAUGAGCGGGUGUUGGAAUGCUGCGCGCUCAAACCGGAUUUGGAGAUUCUGACGUCCGGUGAUCAAACGGAAAUCGGAGAAAAGGGCAUCAAUCUCAGCGGUGGACAAAAACUGCGGGUGACCUUGGCGCGGGCCGUUUACGCAGGAUGCGAUUUGUAUUUCCUGGAUGAUCCGUUGAGUGCUGUGGACGCACACGUUGGCAAACAUAUUUUCGAGAAUGUCAUCGGACCCCAGGGCAUUUUGAAAGACAAGACACGAAUAUUCGUUACGAAUGCCAUUAACUGGCUACCGGAAUGCGAUACCAUCGCGUAUCUGGAGCAAGGGCGUAUUUCGGAAAUGGGCUCUUACGAUGAGCUCGUUGACCGCGACGAACGUUUCAGUGAUUUCCUGCGACAGUGCAAUGUCGAGACAAGCCAGGACGAAGAAGCAGCUCCCGCGGACGACGAAGCCGAACACGGGGCCGGAUACCCUGAGAAUCUCAAACGCAAACCGUCGGAGCGGGAGAAACCGCUGGAUCGCGAUGAAGAACUGCGCCAGUUGCGCAAAGCCGCAUCGCUGCGCCCUCCCCCGGAUGGCAACAUCUCGCAGUCGAUGGAAGUCCAGCCGGUUCGCGCUAGACCCAAGCAGCAGACCGCCGAGGGCGGUAAAAUUAUCGCCACGGAAGAAUUCUCCACGGGCGGCAUUCCCUUUUCAACGUACUGGCGGUUAAUUAAGGAAAUGACCAUCCCAAUGGCGAUUGUCAUUUUCUUUGGGUAUAUUGCGGCCAAUGCGUUCUUUCUCUUCUCUAACAUGUGGGUGGCCAAAUGGGCGCAAACUAACACAACCAAUGAGGAUGGAUCGACGGAUUGGGCGGAAACGAAUUUCGAAGUGGCGAUAUACGGAUUAAUUGCCCUUUUACAACUGAUUUUCGCCAUGGUUGGGCUAUACGGCAUCGCUGCUGCUUUGAUCAAAGCCGGACGUUCGCUGCAUAAUUCCAUGUUGAUACGACUGAUGCGCGCACCGAUGUCGUAUUUCGAUACCACACCGCUGGGACGCAUUGUUAAUCGGUUCAGCAAGGACAUCGAUACCAUUGAUAGCGGCAUACCGAUGCAGCUGCGCUUUGUGAUGAACGCAUUCUUCCAGGCAGUUGUCUUUGCCCUUUUGGUUCUCAUUGUAUUUCCGUUUCUAACCGCUUUCGCCAUUCCGCUGUUCAUCGUGGCGUAUUUUGUGAAGAGUUACUACACAUCCACCGCACUGCAGUUAAAACGUUUGGAUGUCCUGUCGCGAUCCCCGCUCAUCUCCAGCUUGCAGGAAUCCAUGGCCGGAAGUAGUAUUAUUGCCGCCAUGCAGCAGAGUGACCGUUUUGUGUUGGAGAAUCGCCGGAAAAUCGACCAUGUCACCGCUGUCAUUCACUGCAGUAACGCGUCGCUGCAUUGGAUGAUGUUGGUGUUGAUGUUGCUGUGUAACACCCAGACGUUUGCGGCGGCCAUUUUCGCUGUGUACGGACGGGAUUAUUUGGGAUACGAUGCCAAACCGGCGUUUGUUGGUCUGGGAUUGAUUGGCGCUAUUUCCCUCACACUGGUGUUCCCUUGGUGGGCGCAGAAUAUGUGCGAUUUGGAAAACGCACUGAUUUCCGUGGAGAGACUGUACGAAUACUCCAAUACACCUGUUGAGGCUCCGGCCAUUGUGGCCAACAAUCGUGUACCAUCAAAAUGGCCGUACAACGGAAAUAUCGCCUUUGUGGAUUACCAGACACGCUAUCGAGAAGGGCUGGAUCUGGUGCUCGACGGUGUCACUUGUACUAUCCACAGUGGAGAAAAGAUUGGCAUCGUUGGUCGUACUGGAUCAGGAAAGAGUACCAUGACCUUAUCGCUGCUGCGAAUGAUCGAACCGGCAGGAGGGUCCAUCUACAUUGACGGCACUGAUAUAUCCAAAAUCGGACUGCAUGAUCUGCGUUCGCGCAUUACAAUUAUUCCACAGGAAUCGGUGCUGUUCAGCGGAACUUUGCGAUUGAAUCUUGAUCCGUUUGAGCAAAGCAGCGAUGAGCAAAUCUGGAAGGCUCUGGAGUUAUCGAGACUGAAGCCGUAUUUCCAGGCUUCGCAGAACGGGUUGAAUUUUAAGGUUACCGAGAGUGGUGGAAAUUUGAGCGUUGGGCAACGGCAACUGUUGUGCCUUGCUCGGGCUCUGCUUCGUCGCUCAAAAAUCCUUAUUCUGGACGAAGCCACAGCGGCUAUUGACUUCGAAACUGAUAAUUUUGUUCAGGAAAUUAUCCGCUCGGAGUUUGCGGAAUGCACAAUUAUCACCAUUGCACAUCGCCUGAACACGAUCAUGGAUGCAACUCGUGUUAUGGUGAUGGAAGCUGGACGCAUCAAAGAGUUCGAAACACCGGAAAAACUCCUAGAAAACCCUAAUAGUUUAUUCUAUAAACUGGCCAAAGAUGCCGGACAACACUGAUUUAUUUUUCGCAUUGUGAAUUGUUGGUUUUGUUGGGUUUGUUCUGAUUCGUGAUUAAAUAUUUCGCUGCUAGCUGCGCCUGAUGAUAAAUAUGGUACCGGCAUUUAGCAAAGUAUUAAAUUCGUUACAAAG
Molecule: messenger RNA, 5162 nt
Organism: Paramacrobiotus metropolitanus
Lineage: Eukaryota; Metazoa; Tardigrada; Eutardigrada; Parachela; Macrobiotidae
Product: multidrug resistance-associated protein 1-like
Biological process (GO): transmembrane transport
Cellular component (GO): membrane
Molecular function (GO): ATP hydrolysis activity; ABC-type transporter activity; ATP binding
Source: RefSeq, a predicted model, not a curated record